Molecule: messenger RNA, 1565 nt
Organism: Abrus precatorius (Indian licorice)
Lineage: Eukaryota; Viridiplantae; Streptophyta; Magnoliopsida; Fabales; Fabaceae
Product: probable serine/threonine-protein kinase PBL19
Exons: 4
Coding region: 175-1311 (378 amino acids)
Biological process (GO): protein phosphorylation
Molecular function (GO): protein kinase activity; ATP binding
Source: RefSeq, a predicted model, not a curated record
CACGCGCUUCUCAUUAUCUUCCACACCAACUUCUCCAUCUUCUCCUUUCCCAUUUGUUUUCUCUCUUUCAUUUCCCCCAAGACUCUUCUUUCCUUCUUUUCUUUUCUUUUCUCACGUAUAUAAUUUUCCACUACUUCCUUUUUUCUCAUCGACCCUUUAAUUCAUGUUCACAAAAUGAAGUGCUUCUUCUUCAAAGACAAGUGCAAAUCGGCUCCUGAAUUGCACAGCAAGAAGAAAAACCCCGCCUUCAACCGCCCCACCAACUCCACCGGUUCCGUUUCUUCGCCCAAGAGCGUCAAGGACUUGUACAGAGAGAGACAAAACAUCUUCAGAGAUUUCACUCUUGAAGAGCUUAGAGAUGCCACCAAUGGUUUCAACAGAAUGCUCAAAAUUGGCGAAGGUGGUUUUGGAAGUGUGUAUAAAGGUUCCAUUAAACCCCCUCAGCAACAGGGUGAUCCAAUUCUAGUUGCUAUCAAAAGACUCAACACGCGUGGCUUCCAGGGUCAUAAGGAAUGGCUUGCGGAAGUUCAAUUUCUGGGCAUUGUUAAUCACCCAAAUUUGGUUAAGCUUUUGGGAUACUGCUCUGUGGAUGGAGAAAGAGGGAUUCAACGAUUGUUGGUGUAUGAGUAUAUGCCCAAUAGGAGCUUGGAACAUCACCUUUUUGAUAGAUGUUUACCUGCACUGCCUUGGAAAACACGAUUGGAGAUCAUGCUUGGUGCUGCUCAAGGAUUGGCUUAUCUACAUGAGGGACUUGAGAUUCAGGUGAUCUACCGAGAUUUCAAAUCCUCAAACGUUCUAUUGGAUGAGAAUUUCCACCCAAAGCUCUCAGAUUUCGGUCUUGCUAGAGAAGGACCACAAGGUGACCAGACUCAUGUAUCCACUGCGGUAGUUGGCACACAGGGAUAUGCUGCACCAGAGUACAUUGAAACGGGUCAUCUCAAAGUUCAGAGUGACAUGUGGAGUUUUGGUGUUGUACUAUAUGAGAUCCUCACAGGAAGGAGAUCAUUGGAGAGAAACCGUCCAACACCAGAACAAAAGCUAUUAGAUUGGGUCAAACAGUACCCUGCUGACAGUAGCAGAUUCAGCAUGAUAAUGGACACACGUCUGAGGAACCAAUAUUCUCUUGUUGCAGCUCGCAAAAUAGCCAAAUUGGCUGAUAGCUGCUUGAAGAAGAAUCCAGAAGAUAGACCCUCCAUGAGUCAGAUAGUGGAAAGCUUGAAGCAAGCAUUGCAAUUGUCAGAAGCUUCAAACACUUCUCAAGAUAUUGCUGAAUCUUCAUCUCGGUCUAAAAUGGUUAGGAAAAGUAAAUAGUGAGCUUGUUUUUUGGAGGAUCAAGGACUGGGAAACUUGGCAACUAAGGUAAGUUGAAUAGAUCAUCUUUGUAUGUAGUAUCAAGCAAUUGUGGUCAAUCUUGGAAGUCAGUUUUGGGGAUUUUACUUUCUGGUUAGUUCAGCCUUGUUCAACAAAAUCUAGUCCUUCCUUUACUUUGUCAACUGCCUUUUAAUAUAGAGUAUUUAAAUGUGAUUGUAGAAAAUUUUCAAUUAAUAAAAUUAUUCUUUACUUCU